AUGGAAAACAACAUUCAAUACACUACAGAACCUUGGCACUUGACCGCAUACGAAUUUCAUUACAACACACCUUCGCGACGUGAUAAUAUGACCUAUACACAAGAAAUUUUUCAACGGACUAAAGGAUAUAUUUUCAAUGUUGAAGUGUCUCAAAGAUUACUUUUAAAAAUUUGGUUAAAAAUAAAGAUUGAUGUACUUGAUGUUGGUGCAUCAUGUCUUUUCCUUACAGCAAAAAUAACGGAUAAUAGACGAGAUCUCAAUCUUAUCUCUGAUUUAAGCGCGCGAAUAUCCUUGAAACAAAUGCAACAGAUGAGCAGUGAUCAUGAAAUUAAUAAAUGGAGGCAUAAAAUUUUGAAAUAUGAAUCAAUCAUAUUUUUUGUGAUAUAUCCUUACUUGGAAAUUAAACUUCCAUUUCAAUUUUUGUUCAUGUUUCGUGACUCUCUCACCGGUUAUGACCAAGAGAUAGUGAAUCGCCUAAUCGGAUGCAGUUUUCAAUUACUAAUGGAUUGUUCUAAAACAAUAUCGGCGGCUGCGAUAUUCCUUGCUGCAAAAUCUAGUGACAUUCCAUUAAAUGAUGAUCCAAGAGCCGGCGCAUGUUGGUUUGAACUUGCAAAAGUUGAGGAUAUCAAUACAGUUGCUGCAGCUGUUGAUUAUAUUUUGCAAUCCUAUACAACUGGACCUGUCGUUAAAAAAUUU
Messenger RNA from Dentiscutata heterogama, 696 nucleotides. The record is from the annotation of a GenBank genome assembly. Lineage: Eukaryota; Fungi; Glomeromycota; Glomeromycetes; Diversisporales; Gigasporaceae.